CGGCGAAGUGCGAGUUCAACCGCGACCGAGCAGAUCGAUCUUCUCCCUCUUCUCCUGCUCGUCUUCUUGGGCAGGAAGAAAGAAAGGGUGGGAGGGGGCGUGGCUGGCGAUGGCGGCGGCGGCGCUAGAAUUCCUGGAGGCGCAGCGCGCGACGCGGCCGGAGCUUGCGGAGUGGUACGCGGCGCUCGCCGACCUGUACCAGCGGAAGCUGUGGCACCAGCUCACCCUCAAGCUCGACCAGUUCCUCGCCCUCGCCGUCGUCCAGGCUGGCGAUGCUCUGAUUCAGCUGUAUAAUCAUUUCAUCUCUGAUUUUGAGACCAAGAUCAAUCUUCUUAAAUUUGCUCACUUCACAGUCGUAGUUUCACGCCAGUAUUUGGACAAAGAUGCUGGUAUAAACUAUCUUGAAGGUGUAAUUUCAAAGCUGCAUGAUACCCGUGAAUCACGGGUUGAAGAGCCCAUUCUGUAUGUGAAGAUGCAAAUUGCAACAUUUCUUCUUGAAAAAGGGAAUCAAAAGGAGUGUAAGAGACUGCUAGAAGAGGGGAAAACCACUUUGGAUAGCAUGGUUGAUGUUGAUCCUUCGGUACAUGCUACCUAUCACUGGAUGUGUUCUCAGUACCAUAAGGCCUGUCAAGAUUACUCUGAAUUCUACAAGAGUGUUCUUCUUUAUCUUGCGUACACAACAGUGGAGUCACUUUCAGAACCAUUCAAACAGAACCUGGCGUUCGACCUCUCACUUGCUGCUUUAUUGGGUGAAAAUAUUUACAACUUUGGGGAGUUGCUUGCCCAUCCAAUCAUCCAGAGCCUUUUGGGGACCCAGGUUGAGUGGAUUUUUCAUAUGUUGCAAGCAUUCAACACUGGGAAUCUAGCAUUGUAUCAAGAACUCUGCAAAGCUCAUAACACCACUUUGAGCACACAGCCUGCAUUGGUACAGAACGAGAGGAAGCUACUUGAAAAGAUCAAUGUCCUUUGCUUGAUGGAAAUCAUUUUCAGUCGGUCAUCUGAAGACCGUACAAUCCCACUGAGCACGAUAGCUGAACGAACUAGGCUCUCAGUUGAAGAUGUGGAGUAUCUACUGAUGAAGAGCCUCUCUGCCCAUCUUAUAGAAGGCAUAAUUGAUCAAGUUGAUGGGACUGUCCAUGUUUCAUGGGUUCAACCGAGGGUCUUGGGCAUAGAACAAGUAAAAUCCUUGCGUGACCGGUUGGACACAUGGGUUGGGAAGGUGCAUACGACUUUGCAUUCGGUUGAAGCCGAGACGCCCGACUUGGUAUCCUCGUGAUGUUCUUCACUUUCGGCUCGAAGGACGGCUGCGACAUUACGCAAAAUGAAGGAGGACUCAGAAUUUUUUUCGGUUCUUAGACUGCAGAUUCCCUGUGACGAUCUUUGUAACCUCCUUCCUCGAAGCAGUGAAGUUCUUUUUCGUAUGUGUUCUUCAGCACCUGUUGUUUCAGAUAAUGCUUUGACUGGUUCUCAGCUCGAUGUUGAAUUGUGUAGACGAGAUUGUUUCGUUAUAUGGUGAAUUUGCAAAACCUUUAAACUUCA
Phragmites australis (common reed) is the source of this 1539-nucleotide messenger RNA. Its product is annotated as 26S proteasome non-ATPase regulatory subunit 13 homolog B-like. The transcript has 6 exons. Lineage: Eukaryota; Viridiplantae; Streptophyta; Magnoliopsida; Poales; Poaceae. Gene Ontology annotation, biological process: ubiquitin-dependent protein catabolic process. The record is from RefSeq and is a predicted model, not a curated record. Gene Ontology annotation, molecular function: structural molecule activity. Gene Ontology annotation, cellular component: proteasome regulatory particle, lid subcomplex; cytosol; nucleus. Bases 110 to 1276 code for a protein of 388 amino acids.